Hirsutella rhossiliensis is the source of this 636-nucleotide messenger RNA. RefSeq lists its product as uncharacterized. The coding region runs from base 1 to 636 and encodes 211 amino acids. The record is from RefSeq and is a predicted model, not a curated record. NCBI's taxonomy places the organism in Eukaryota, Fungi, Ascomycota, Sordariomycetes, Hypocreales, Ophiocordycipitaceae. The transcript has a single exon.
AUGAAGGUCAGCUUGUCCACCGCCGUCUUGGCCGCGCUCGCCGGCAGUGUCUUGGCCGCGCCGUCGGAGGCGGCAGCACAGAGGCAGGCCAAUGUCGAGGUUUCGCAAGCGGGAGCGGGAGCCACCGUCAACCUCGCCCAGGCGGACGCACAGGAGCUUCUCCGCAUCGCCAUACGACUCAACGAGCAGUUGAUGGAGAGCCAGCAGCCCCACCACGCCAAGAGGCCAAGGAAGGAGAGCGUGUUCAAGGCGAUUUCCAGAAACGGCGAGAGGAAACUCCAGAGGUUGUUUGGCGGACGCCAGCCCGAGACAUCGCAGGGAAUCGUUGAGGGGAACGAACGGCAAAGCAUCAGCCAGCGGGACGGGCAGGGGCUAAUACCCGACUUGCUCAAUGGUCUCCUGGGCGGCGGCGAGAAGCCCGAGCCCAAUUACAAGCCCAAGCCCAAGUACAAGCUCAAGCCCAAGUACCCGAUGCCACCCUCGCCCACCACGACGGCCGGCAGCACGUCCACCGGCAGAGCCAGGCCGUACGGAGCCAAGCCGUACAAGCACAACAAAGACUUGAAAUACCGCCGGGAGUUUACCAGAGCCGGCUUCAAGAACAACACCGGCGUGCGACCGAACAACGGGGCCUAG